AUGUCUUUCCGCGCCGACGACCAGCGCCGUUACGGCCAUGUCCCGCCUGUCCAGUAUCCCGUCGCUGGUCAGAAACCCGAUCGUCAGCCCGUUGGCCGCCGCCUCAGCUUCAACACCGGUGACGACGCCGCCUACCAUGACGACCAGGCUUCGGACAGGCCCCCUACUUCUGUCCACGGCGCCCAGCCGCCGGGCGCUGACGAGCUCUUCCUGGACAGCCCGACCGCCUCAAGCUCCUCCAUGGGGCGCUCGCCUUUUGGUUCCACAAGCAGCGCGCUGUCUGGCUACCAUCCAGACACGACGCCCCGGACGCCGCCUGCCCAGUCCACCUACAAUCCUCAAAACUUCGCCCAUGCAUCCGGCGCUGCCUUUCGGCGAUCUCCAUCCUCGGCCGUUCCCCACCACUCGCACUCCUCCUCGCGAUACUCCGCCACCAGCGCCAGCUCGCUUGGCACCUCCAGCUUUGCUCCGCAGACGUACAACCCCGCCGCCUACGCCAGCACGAAUCCGCCGCAGCGCCAACCUACAUAUCCUGGUUACGGCCACGACCAAGGCUACGGAGCCGCCGUGGGAUCUGGGGCUUCGGCAGUCUAUGGGCAGUCGCCUGGCCCCAGCUCGCGCGACCAGACUCCCACCUACGACCCCUCUCAAUACGCUGCCGGCUUCUACUCCACUCAUGGUGCCGACGCCGCCAGCCAGGGCUCCGGCCCCUACUCCGCCAUACAGGCCCCGUAUCCCGUUUCCUCGCAUAUUCCAGUCGGCCCGAAUUACGAGUUCGACGAUCCACCUUCGCUCUACAACCGCCCUUUCCGAUCCGAUUCGCAGACGUCUCCUCGAGCCUCUCCUCACGUCCAGCCGCAGUCCCCGGCAGGGCUGCAGAGGCAUCCUACCAAUGCUCCGCUCCCGAGUCGGCCGAUGGACGAGUUGAUAGAUGAGGAAGUGUAUUGGGACUCGAAUGGACGACCGCUGGGGAGAGAACCCAGCAUAGAUGGGUUGACGUCGGAGAGCAUCAUGCAGGAAAUCGAGGCCGAGCUGGGCGACGGCGGUCGCUGGCCGCGACGACGUCCAUCCCCUAUCAACGGCCAGCUGGCGCGUGAGCAAGCCGAGCAGUUGCGCCGGUGCAGCCCCGGCGCCGGUCCACACUCUCCCUCAGCACAUUGGGCCUCCCCGGCCGCAGGGCUCCAUUCCAUCGAUUACGACGACGACGAUGAUGACGACGACGAUCCCGAGGGGACUGCCGGUGUGCUCGCCAUGCAGCAGGCCGAAUUGGACGAGCAGCGCUUCAGUGGCAAUGCUUUCAUGUACCGCGACGUCCCAGCAGCCGUCCCAUCGAACCCCCUGCCUCCGCCACCCGAGGAAGACGACAUAGGCAGUGACAGCGAAUUUGGGGGCGCGGUCGACCUGGGCAUGUUGAGCGGCAAUCUUACGUACGGGACCACUGCUGGACCACACCCGGACUCGUCUUUAGCGACCGAGGGAUCACGCCCGCUGCCCACGCCGGACUACUACUCCUCGCUACACGAGGGCUAUAAUGCUGAAAUGGACUAUGGCGGCACCGGCGGGCUGCAGCCACCGAGGGUACAUAGGCUUAGCUUUGACGAAGGCCGGGAGGAGAGCGUCUCGUUGCAUUCACGGCAAAGUGGCACCGACUCUCCCACAAAGAACGACCAUCAAGACCCGUACUAUCCUGGCCUGUCCAGCCGCCCGCUACCGGCGCUGCCCCCUGGGCCUGAUUCGGACAGCAGCUCGAUGCUGUCGGCUCACAACAGCCUGCGCUCGCAGCAUCAGCACCAUCACUCGCUCAGCGCCGAUGCUCGCUAUUACCAGGCCGACCCGGAGAAGUUCUAUCAGACCACUGCGCACCAGACGCUGCAGCCGGAGAGGUCGAUAUCGCUGUCCGGCCACAGCCAUACCCCACAAGUUCAGGCCCCGACGAGGUCGCGGACAGAUGCUGCAGAAGAACGAAAGAAGAUGACCAGACAGCAUAUGAUGGGCCUGCAGCAUGGGCCGGGCUUCCCCGAGUCGGAAGUGGGCUCCGGCUUCCCUCCGGGAGCUUUUGACGGCAUCACUCUGCCGAGCGGGCGCAAGAAGAAGUUUGUGCCCUCCAAGCUGACUGCAUCCGACUUCCGCAGGUGCCAAGAACCCUGGGCCCUCAGUGGCAUCGAGACCUGGGUUCGCUCCAUGGGAGAUGCAGAGAUUGACCUCAGGGAGAAGACCAUCGAAGAAGCGGUCACGAACUUGUUCGCGUUCAAGGUUCCCACAAUGAAUGUGGCAGAUGCAGAGAUGCUCAGCGGCCGAGUUGUCCAGCUCAUGCUCAAGUCGGGCACUCUGCUUCCGGACGAGGAAUGGGUCAAAUUCGGCGAAGGCCACAUUUCGGGCGUCCUGUGGCAGAUGACUGGAUCAGGCUGCUAUGCCCCAAAGCUUCACGACUUCGAAACGGCCGGCCACUGCUACUCACGCCAGUGCAGUCGCUCGUCCAAGCGCAUGUUCCUAGGCAGCUUGCUUCUUGAGCAUGAGGAGGAGAAUGAUUGGCGCAUCUUCCACAAGCUGAAGCCCGAAGAUUAUGAGGGAAGGUCCAACAAGGAACUCCAGCUCCAGUUCAACCUGCACGAGGUCGUCACCGGAGAGCGUACCUACCUCUACCAGCUGGAAAUAUUUCAUGCACUCUAUCGAGACGAAUUGCGGGCGCGCGAUCCUCCUGUUAUCCAUCCCGACAAGAUCGACAAAUUCUUGGCCACCGUGUUCAGAAAGCUGGACACCAUCUUUGAUAUCAACAGGGAUCAUCUCCUUUCUCCUCUCAGGUAUCGCCGCCAAGAGCAGGCACCGUGGGUUGUAGGAUUCAGCGAUAUUUUCCGCGAGUGGAUACGCAAGGCAAAAGCCGACUACCUGGAGUUCGCCUCGGGUUACCCUCGCGCGGCCUACAUGAUUCGGAAAGAGGCCGAUCGGAACAUUCUCUUCAAGAAGUUCAUUGACGACAGGCAAAGACACAAGCUCUCCUCGAAGCAGGACUGGACCCAUUUUCUGUUUCAACCGAUACAGCGUCUACAACGUUAUCCACUCCUCCUGGAAGCCGUUGAAAAGUUGAUGCUUGGCGAGAGCGAAGAACGAACGAACCUGAUAAAGGCCAUCCAAGAGAUCAGGGCUGUGGUGUUGGAGUGCGAUGCCAGGGUGGCCGAGACCACGAAGCGGGUGCAGAUGAUGGAGCUGGAUCGGAUGCUCGUCCUCCGCCCAGGCUUCCAAUCCGUGCUGAAUCUCGACCAUCUCGGGAGGGUUCUCAUAAGGGAGGGCGAGCUUCAAAGGAUGGGCUCCAAGGGCAUGCGCUGGGUCGACACGCAUGCGCUGCUUUUCGAUCAUUAUCUGAUUCUGGCCAAAAUCGUCAUUUACAAGGACGGCAAAGGGGAGAAGAAAUACGAUGUAUCCAGAGAACCUAUCCCCAUGCCGCUCUUGUUCCUCGAGAGCAUGAAUGAUGAGCCGGUCACCAAACAAAAGGGGCUUGAGCAUGCCGCCACCGGCUCGUCCACCAACUCCCUCGGCGCACCGGCCUCUCACGACGCUGAGGGCAAGAUUCUCUAUCCCUUCAAGUUGAAGCACCUCGGCUACGAGGUGUAUACUCUCUACGCUUCAUCCGCGCAGAAUCGUCAAGAUUGGUGCAUGAGCAUCAUAGAGGCAAAGACGAGACAUGCCAAGGCCCUCUUUUCGCAAAACGCCGAGCCGUUCCGCCUCCGCGUCCUUGCAGACGCUUCGUUUCACUACGACGCCAGCUCGGUGUAUGCGAGAGCGUCGGGUGUUCCCGUCAAGGGGACGCCUCUUGAUCGAGCAAUCCAGGAAACAGAAGAUGAAAUGGGCUCCGGCCAGGGGAUCGCGCCGGUUUGCCGAGCUCAGGUCAACUGUGCCGCCGGGUUCUCGGCGUUUGGCAAGUCUGUGAUCGCCAUUGGCACAGACUACGGCGUCUACGUCUCUGAUCCGUCUGAGCCCCGUGGAUGGCAUCGGACUAUCCAGACCGCCCGCGUCACGCAAAUUGCGAUUCUCGAGGAGUUUUCUGUGUGCUUGGUUCUCGCGGACAAGUCCCUCAUAUCAUACCCACUGGACGUCGUUGCGCCCUGUUCUGAUUUCGCACCGCCCAUCAACGACAACCCGCGACGCGCUCCUCAGAGACUUGCCAAGGACGUCGCGUACUUUGCGACUGCACGGAUGAAGGACCGUAUGCUCGUGUUCUAUAAGCGCAAGGAGGGCCUGCACACCUCUUUCAAGGUGCUAGAACCCAUCCUCCACAAGGCGUCGGAAAAGAGAUCAAGGCUCUUUGGCGGCCGAAGGCCUGCUGCUGGCAUCACGGAUACUUUCCGGGACUUUGACGAGUUUUACUUGCCCACCGAGUGCUACUCGCUCAGUGUCUUCCACACAUACAUUGCCGUUUCCACGGCCAAGGGCAUCGAGAUGCUCACGCUGGACAAGAAACAGCCAAUGUCGAUACCCGACCUCAAGGCACAGUCGAUUGCCAACAUUGCUCUGAGAAUUCGCGACCAACGCCCGCUGGGCAUGUUCCGACUAAACGACAAUGAAUUCAUACUCACGUACGAAGAUUGCGCCGUGUAUGUCGACAAGCACGGCGAUGUCAGUCGCACGCUCAUCAUGGAGUACACGGGGAAGCAAAAAAAGGCCAGAGGUGCGACCAUGUACGGGCAAUAUCUGCUGCUCUUCAACGAGGAUUACGUCGAGGUGCGCAACGCGGAGAAUGGCCGGCUGCGGCAGAUCAUUGCGGGACGGGAUGUGCGCGUCAUCGACUUUGGAAUCAGAGGCCCGACGGGCGGCAACGCAGCCGAAUCGCAGCAGAGCCACCUCGGUCAAAACGGCCAGCUGUCGGACGCCGGGGAGGUGAGCAAGGGGACCGUCAAGAUCGCCAUGUGCCACCCAGAGCUGCCGGGCAAGCAGAUUGUCCUGGAGAUGCUUCUCAACGACGGCCAUGCCGAGUAA
Hirsutella rhossiliensis is the source of this 4971-nucleotide messenger RNA. Its product is annotated as CNH domain-containing protein. Gene Ontology annotation, molecular function: guanyl-nucleotide exchange factor activity. The record is from RefSeq and is a predicted model, not a curated record. The transcript is spliced from 5 exons. The coding region runs from base 1 to 4971 and encodes 1656 amino acids. NCBI's taxonomy places the organism in Eukaryota, Fungi, Ascomycota, Sordariomycetes, Hypocreales, Ophiocordycipitaceae.